AUUUACAUAACUAACUUACUUUUAACUUUAAAAAGGAGUAAGGAGUAAUUAAUUCUCCACUAUCAUGUGUCAUUUCACACUCGGAAAGCCGCAGCACGACGCAAACCCCUCCCCAACUUGGUCAAAGGAAGCAGUCAGAUCAAAUAUGACGCAAACAGGAAGUAUACCUUCAGAGCGGCGAGUUUCAACGGUAAUCACAGACACAAAAGCAAGCAGGGAAAAAAGAAAAGCAAAAAGCAGGUAGAAAGCGCUGAUCCUACCUAUCAUGCCGUUUAAAGAAUGGCAGAAAAUAAACAGUUAGAUGGGGAGCUCUGUCUGAUUGAUAAACACAUUACAAGUUUUUCAGAAAUACCUUUAAAUGAAAAGCUUAAGUCCCUGAAUCUCCACUGCAACAGAAUCUCCAAGAUUGAAGGCCUUGGCCGGGCAUGGCAUUUGCGACACUUGGACCUCUCAUCUAAUCGCAUAACUUGCAUUGAGGGACUGGGAUCGCUGGCUUCUCUACGGACACUUAACUUAUCUUGUAACUUGGUAACUAAAGUAGAAGGACUUCAUGGACUUGGGAACCUUAUAAGACUGAAUUUGUCUUAUAACCAAAUAAGUGAUCUAUCCGGAUUUUUGCAACUUCAUGGAACCAGCCACAAACUGAGCUGCAUUUAUCUCCAUAGUAACUGUGUUGGCAGUGUAAACCAUGUAUUGCAGUGCCUAAUGGGAUUGCAGUGCCUGACUGAUCUAACUUUGGAUAAGGAUGGCAAAGGCAACCCAGUCUGUAUGGUGCCAGGGUAUAGAGAAAUAACCCUGCAGUCGAUACCUCAGUUGAUUGCACUGGAUGGUAGGAAUCGUUAUGGUGAACGUGUCAACUCAGUUGAAGAGAGUCCAGUAGAUGUACCUGGUUUGGAAGAUUUUAUGGAAUACUUGGUUUCUUCGGAUGCUAGCAUGAAUGUAGAAAAGGGUAAUGCUGGGCUGCCAUUAGUUACCCCUAAAAUUGAAGAAGUGCUCACUAAGUUUCGUCAGCGUACAGAUACAGAAAUCUAUGGAGCCACGGAAUCUGGUAAAAAGGAUAGCUCUUCUUCCGAAGUGGAGAAAAAUAACUUGACCAGUAAAAAUUUGAAUAACGAACUUAGAAUAAAAAAACUUGAGCAUCAAAUUACUCAGCUGUUUGAACAGACUCCUGCGUGUUCAAGUUCAACUCCAUCAACCAUGCAGAAAGCAAAAAGAGACAUAGAUCAUACAUCUGAAAGUGACUGUGAAAGUGGCAAAGAGAAUCGCAGAAAGGGUUCAAGAAGAUCCAGAAUUCCCAGUUACAGGAGAACCACUGCAGUCACCAGACAGCGUACCAUCAAGGAAGCUAAAGGAAAAAAGUCUGACGGUGACCAAGCUAUGCCUUCUGCAAAAAAGCAUUUGAUUUCUCCAUGUCAAGGAGAGGAGUCCACCAGUAAUACAUGGUCUACUGAGUUGGAUGUUCCGAGAAGUCUGUCCAAAAAAGCAUCUGCAGGACCAAAAACGAAGAAGGAUCCCCCUGGAACCAAGCAAACAAACACAAAUGAAGAAUCUACAUACAGAGCAAUAAUUGAGGAACUCGACCAGGAAAGGGAGAGAAGAUGGAAAGCUGAACAGGCUGUGAAAAUAUUAACGGAACAAAUGAAAGGCUUGCAAACCCGAGCCAUUGAGGAGAAGGAUAUCCAAACCAUGGCCAUUCAUACAACAGACAGGUUAAAGGAAUUGCUUUUAAAACAGAAAGCUGAGAAAAGUAAGCUCCAGGCCAGUGUUCAUGAGUUAAAAGAAAACACAGAGUCUCUUUCUAAUGAGUUGAGACAUGCAAGGAGUGCUGAGGAACAUCAGCGGAGGGCAUUAAAGUGCUUGGAAGAAAACAUGUCAAAGAUAGAAACCCAAAGAUUACAUCAGCAGGCCGCAGAGAUGAAAAGAAUACAAGAAAUGGAGCUAAAGGUUGCAGCAUCCCAAAGGGAAGUGGAAAUAGUGAGAGUGUCUCUCCGACAGCAGAAGGACAAAGUGCGACAGCUGCAUGAACUUCUUGCUUCUAGAGAGCAAGUACAUAGGACAGAAUUGGAAUCCAGAGUAACACUGACAGGACCAGAAUUUCAAAAUGCUUUAUCUAAAGAGAUGGCUGCAACAGAGCAGAGACAUUUACAACAAAUGAAGGAAUCUCAGGAGAAAAUGAAUAUUAUGAAGCAGCAAUAUAUGGAGUUGGAGGAUGAAUUCCGUAUGGCUCUGACCAUUGAAGCAACACGAUUUAAAGAGGUGAAAGAUGGGUUUGAACAGAUUACGUCAGAGUUAAUGGAACAUAAGAAAGCCCUGGCUAAAUCUCAGCAAAAGGAGAAACAGUCUGCAAGCUUGAUUCAGGAGCUUACAGCUAUGGUGAAAGAGCAGAAGGCAAGAAUAGCUGAAUUAAUAAAGUCAAAACAAGGGUCAACCUCGGAACUGAAGAGUCGAAUCAGAUCACUGGAAGCAGUGGUGGAAGAGGACACAAGAAGAAAUGUUCAGAUUGAGUUGCUGAAGCAGGAUAAAUCAAAGCUUAUUUCACAGCUAACUGCCCAGGAGUCUGUAAUUGAUGGUCUCAGAGCAGAAAGGAGGAUAUGGGGACAAGAGCUAGCACACCAAGGAGCUUCCUUGGCACAGGAUAGAGGAAGAUUGGAGGCCAGGAUUGAUGUACUGACAACUGAAAUGGAAACGACAAAGAAACAGAAUGAACGGGACAUCGAUGCUCUGAAGAUUAAAGCUAAGAUUGUAGACGACCAAACAGAAACGAUAAGGAAGCUUAAGGAGGGCCUACAAGAAAGGGAUGAACAGAUAAGAAAACUGCGAGAGGAAAACCUUCAGAUUCAAAAAUCCUUUCAAGAGCAGCUUGAAUAUGAAACUGCACCAUUGCAUGAGCUAAGAGAGAAGGUCGAAAGACUCACUGAGAGAAAAGAGGAAUUAAAACAGCAGCUUGAGGAGAAAGAGAAAGAGCUGGAGGGUGUAAAGAAAGCUUAUAGUGCUAUGAAUAACAAAUGGCAAGACAAAGCAGAACUCCUGACACAGCUGGAAGCCCAGGUCAAACAUAUGAAAGAUGUUUUUGAUGCUAAGGAAAAGAAACUUGUGGAUGAGAAAGAGAAGUCACUUCAAAGCCAAAAAGCUGCAGUGGAGAAGCUUCACUCGCUUGAUGAUGCAUUUAGGAGGCAGCUUGAUUCAGUACAAGCAGCCCAUCAAGCUGAUCUACUUCAACUUGCAACAGAAAAGCAAAAGCAAAUAGAAGCAGCGAAUGAAAGGGUGUAUCAGGUUGAAGAAGAAAUGAGGCAACUUCUGCAAGAAACAGCAAGCAGUAAAAAGAUGAUGGAAGAAAAAAUUAGAAGACUCACUAGUGUCCUGAAAGAAUUUCAGUAGCUGAAAAAAUGAGAAGCCUACAUGUAACUUUUCAAGUAUCUGCUCUUAAAAUAGAUUAAAUAAAGGCAUGGGAUCAACCUUGUAACUUCGCCACAUUGCAGCAGAACCAUAUUACUGCAGUGUUUACACACUGUAUGUACACACAACCAGGUCAUAUUAAUCAUCCCUUUGUAAAUUGUGUUUUAAGAGUGUACUUUAAUCAUUGUAAUCUCUGUAAGAUAUUUUGUAUGUAUACUAUGCUAUGUGCCUGUGUAUUUAUGUGCCUGUACUGUGAGAAGAUGUACUGAGGAUACAUAAUGGGUCUUAAGUGGUCCAAAAGUAGAACCUGAUAAAUAACCGUCAUCAAACCAUUCAGUAUUCUGUUUAUACACUAAUGGAUGAUUGAUUAUGUUUAGGACAAAUUGCAAUUAUGUUAAAUAUAUUCAGCUAGACAGUGAUAUUCCUAGCAGUAAGUGAAGUCAUGUCUAAGUUUAUUUUUUAAAGGAGAAAAAAAAAUACUGUAUAGCCACAAACAUGCAUAUAUCUGUGCCUCACACCCUUUAAUAACCCAAUGAUAUGUGUUCUUAAUUUGUUUCUAUGGAUAUGCAAAUUCAGAAGGUGUUUUUUAAGGUAUUGGACAUUCUCUCACUUGGUGGAAAAUCUGAUGCAUUGCUGAGCUCCAUUAUGUAUCCUUAUGUACUAUACUUAUAACAGGAGAACAGUGUUGCCUUUGUUACAUUUAAUAAUGUAGAUUUUGUAGAUUGCAGAUUUGAAUACAUUUUUCAAAUAUAAACAUAAUAUACAUUUAUUUUAAAAAAAUGUACAGC
Messenger RNA from Acipenser ruthenus (sterlet), 4184 nucleotides. RefSeq names its product leucine rich repeat and coiled-coil centrosomal protein 1 (gene lrrcc1). The transcript has 20 exons. Bases 280 to 3378 code for a protein of 1032 amino acids. The record is from RefSeq and is a predicted model, not a curated record. Lineage: Eukaryota; Metazoa; Chordata; Actinopteri; Acipenseriformes; Acipenseridae. Gene Ontology annotation, cellular component: cytoplasm; centrosome. Gene Ontology annotation, molecular function: protein binding.